Messenger RNA from Aureobasidium vineae, 2886 nucleotides. NCBI's taxonomy places the organism in Eukaryota, Fungi, Ascomycota, Dothideomycetes, Dothideales, Saccotheciaceae. The record is from the annotation of a GenBank genome assembly.
AUGGCCGACAUGAGUGGUGAAGACGCUUUCCUCGCCUCGAUGAGCGCUCAAGAGUACGACCCUGCCUCUUACGACCCCGCCGAACAGACCGCCCUCCAGGACCAGGAAGAGGAAGAAGAGGACGACGAAGACUAUGACCCUUCUAGCUUCAUGCCCGACCAGCCUCAGCCUGAGGCCACCCCCAGCCCGCCGCUGUCCAGUCCCAGCCGCCCUCCCAGAUCCCAUCCCACGAUUGGUGGCUUCAUUGAAGAGGACGAUGACGAAGACGAGGAAGAGCAAGACCAAGGCACGGGCACAAACGGUUCGCUCGCUCAGACUCCUGUGCAGCAGCAACAGAAUGUACAAGCCGUAUAUAACCCUCCUCCUACUGAUCUACUUGAACAAGACCAUGCCCCUUCUGCUCUUCCCACACAAGGUGCUUCUGUCCAAGCCCAGGCCCUGCCGCAGUCCAAUGCUCCUGUUCCUUCUGCUCAAAUCUCUUCUUCAUCUUCUGCUGCCCAGUCAAAGCCCCGCUUGCCUCAGGACCGUGUUGGUCAGUUGGAGGACAGGAUCGCCGAUGAUCCCAAGGGUGAUGUUGAUGCUUGGCUUGACUUGAUUGCUCUGCACAGAUCCAAGAACAAGCUCGACGAUGCUCGUAACGUCUACGACCGCUUCUUCGACGUCUUUCCGACUGCUGUAAGUUUCUCUCCUUCUAUCCUUCUACCAAUUCCAGCUAACGAGCCUCGAGNNGCCGAACAAUGGGUCGCCUACGCCCUCAUGGAGCAAGACCAGGACGACUUCCUUCGCUUGGAGAACAUCUUCAAUAUGGCUCUCCUCAAGAACUACAACGUGCAGCUCUGGGGCAUCUACCUCGACUACAUCAGACGUCGCAACAAUGUCAUGACCGACACGACAGGCCAGGCUCGCCAGACCAUUACUCAGGCGUACGAUUUCGCCCUCAACCUGAUCGGCAACGACAAGGACUCUGGCAGCAUGUGGCAGGACUAUAUCAACUUUAUUAAGUCGGGUCCCGGUAAUCCUGGUGGCAACGGCUGGCAGGACGCCCAGAAGAUGGACAUCUUGCGCAAGGCUUACCAGCGUGCCAUUACUGUUCCCAUGCAGGCUACCACCAGCUUGUGGAAGGAGUACGAUUCGUUCGAGAUGGGUCUCAACAAGAUGACGGGCCGCAAAUUCCUCCAGGAAAAGUCGCCCGCUUACAUGACCGCCCGCACCUCGUACAACAUUCUCCAGAAGAUCACUCAGGACCUGAAGCGCAGAACUGUCCCGACUCUGCCCCCUGCACCUGGCUGCGAGGGCGAUGACGACUAUCAACAGCAAGUCACCAUCUGGCAAAACUGGGUCGAAUGGGAAAAAGAGGAUCCGCUUGUUUUGAAAGAGGAGGACAUCAAGGCCUACCGCGACCGUGUUCUCUAUGUUUACAGACAAGCUACCAUGGCUCUUCACUUCUGGCCCCAAAUCUGGUACGACGCUGCCGAGUUCUGUUUCGACAACGACAUGGAGACCGAGGCCAACGACUUCCUCACCCAAGGUGCUGCCGCCAACCCCGAGAGCUGCCUACUUGCUUUUACUCGCGCCGACCGCAUUGAGCAGACCAUGCCUGUCGAAGACGGCGAGGAGAGCCUCGUCCGCCGCGGUGACGCCGUCAAGGAGCCCUACGACAACUGUUUAAACGCUUUGUACGCUCUGAUCGACAAGAUCAAGGCGCGUGAGCCCAAGGCUAUUGCCCAGAUCAAGGAAUACUACGAGUCCCUACUUCCGCUGUCUCGCGAACCCACUCCUGAAGCCAGAGAUGAUGACGACGAGGACGACUCGAAGGAUAGACCUGCCGCAAACUCUAGAGAAGCUGAGGAAAAGAGACAGGUCGACGAGGUCCAGAAGAACACUGCAGUCCAAAUCAAAACCGUCUCCAAAACAUUAUCCUUCGUCUGGAUUGCUCUGAUGCGUGCGAUGCGUCGUAUCCAAGGAAAGGGCAAGCCUGAUGCGCCCGUAGGAGGUCUCAGAAACGUCUUUGCUCUUGCGAGAAAGAGAGGUCGUAUCACCAGCGAUGUCUAUGUGGCUACCGCACUUAUCGAGUACCACUGUUACAAAGACCCCGCAGCAACCAAGAUCUUCGAACGUGGCAUGAAGUUGUUCCCCGAGGACGAGCUCUUUGCCAUGGAAUACCUCAAACACCUGAUUGCGACUAACGAUGUUACAAACGCUCGUGCUGUCUUUGAGACUACUGUUUCCAAGCUCUCGGCCAAACCGGAGAACGUCGCCAAAACCAAGGCUCUCUUCCUCUUUAUCCACGAGUACGAGUCCAACUAUGGCGAACUUGCACAAAUCACCAAGCUUGAGAAGCGCAUGGCCGACCUCUUCCCCGAAGACCCUUCUCUUGUCCGCUUCGGCCACCGCUUCAGAAUUCCCACCUUCGACCCUUGCACGGUCCGCACAAUUAUCAGUCCCAAUGUUCAGACAAGGUCCAAGGGCUCAGAAUCGGCUAUGCCCACCACGGAGGUUGAGCCAGUGCCCAACCCUGCCGUCCUGUCUGUCGUCACCGGCUAUGUACAGUCACCCAAGCGCCCGCUCGACAAUGCAGACUCUGAUGCCGAACAACCUGCACGCAAGCUCGCCCGCGGCGAGUCUCCGCUCAAGGGCGCUGCAGGUCGUCGCCAACAACAACGACAGCGUGCAGAGGGCUACGGCUCACAGGUGGUUGCCCCACCACCCAAGCCUCUUCCUAGGGACAUCACUCUGCUUCUCAGCAUGAUCCCCAAUGCUUCCACAUAUCCCGCUCAGGCGAGACUGAACCCCGAGAGCAUGGUUGCCCUGAUCAGAGGCAUUGAUCCCAGCAGAGCCAUGGUGCAGGGUGGCGGGUACGGAGGUGGCUACAACUACGGCCGCUGA